Messenger RNA from Trichomonas vaginalis G3, 1422 nucleotides. RefSeq names its product armadillo (ARM) repeat-containing protein family. The transcript has a single exon. The coding region runs from base 1 to 1422 and encodes 473 amino acids. Lineage: Eukaryota; Parabasalia; Trichomonadida; Trichomonadidae. The record is from RefSeq and is a predicted model, not a curated record.
AUGUUAGAAAAAAUAUCACCUGAAAUUAGAGAAAUGGAGACAUCUGCAGACAAUAAUAAUUUUCAAAAGCAAUUCCUUAGAUUGAUCUUAAAUCUUAAAAAUGCAUUUGAGGAUGGUAAUCCUUCGAAUGUUCUCGCUGCUCUCAUUGAUGUUAAUCAAUUAAUUUCCGUUGCAAUUCCAAAUUAUUUUGAAAAUGAAGAAUUUAUUGAUAAAUUAGUUAAAUCUAAAAUAAUCUUAAAUCUGAUAGAAAUAGCAUUCGAAUUAGAUGAGACCAACGAAGAUAAGGAAUUAUUUUAUAAAAAUUCAUUUAAUGCGUUAACAACACUUCAUUAUCUCUCCACCUUUUCAAAAAUUUUGUCUAGUAAAAUCGGAGCAUCAUAUUUCUGGGUGAAGUUUAGAAAGAAUAUUCAUUGUUUUGAUCCAAAUUCCAUUUUAAUCGGCUUAUCAAUAGGCAUAAACAUCUUAAUUGAUGGAACAAAGGAUGAUAUGAUUCUGUAUAAUAAACAAGGUGUAACACAGCUUUUGGUUGAUAUUGCAUCAAUUAAUAAAUUUUCCGAAAACACAGCAUUAAAAAUUGCCGAAUCAACGCAAAUCAUGGCUUGUUAUGGCUUAUAUAUAUUUAAUUAUCGUGCAAGAGUCUUUUAUCCAGAAUAUUAUGAAGUAUAUUUUAGAAAUAUUGCAUUAUUGAUAUUAGAUGUUCCAGAACUUGGAAAAAUACAUCUUUUGCACUCAAUUAACAUAAUUUUGCAAAGCAUAUCUGUAAAUCCAUCGUUUUUGUUUGAGUUAAAUGAUGAAAUCGAAUUUAUCGAGAAUUUACUCGAAUAUUCUGGGAGUGAUAAUUAUAAGUUAAGAUCAGCAGCAUUAUACACUAUAUGUUAUGCAUUAAGAUCUGAUUUUGUUGGAAAUGAAGCCAAAGAAGAAAUAAUUAUUCGACUUCCAUGGACAAAAUAUAAUGACUUAUUUAUUUCGGAUUCAGAUGUAUCGGGAUGCAUUGAUGUAGUGUAUUAUUCAACUCUGCUUGGAGAAGAUUAUGUUUUGUGCUUAAAUGAGUAUAAUACUUAUCAAGUUCUUGUUGAAAAUGUUGAUGACUUUAAAUACCAAGAUAGAAAUAAGAUUCUCUCCAUCAUUUUGGUCAUUAUUCAAAAUGGAUCACAGUCAUUGUUAGAAAUAUUCCUCAAAUUGAAUAUAAUUGAUCUAUUUUCAGAUAUGUUAGGUAACGAAAGCACUUUUGAUAAUGAUAUUAUUAGUGCUCUUGAAAGAUUUACUUUCUUAUUAAAUUCAUCGCACCAUGCAGAGCUCAUACAACAAUUUGAAAACUCGGAAAUAGUUGAAACUCUUUUGGAUUUCAUUCCUAAUGAUCUUGUCGUUUCAAUCUUAAAACGACUUGAAUAUUUUGAAAUUCUUGAAAACUUAAACCUGUAA